Molecule: messenger RNA, 741 nt
Organism: Thecamonas trahens ATCC 50062
Lineage: Eukaryota; Apusomonadida; Apusomonadidae
Exons: 2
Coding region: 1-741 (246 amino acids)
Molecular function (GO): protein binding
Source: RefSeq, a predicted model, not a curated record
AUGGCUGCCGCCAGCGACCGUGCCGCGGCCGUUGCCGCCAUCGAGGCCGCCAUCGCAGCCGAGAUCGAGCGCCACGCCUCGGUCCUCGGCGCACUGUACGCGCAGCUGACCGAGGUGCUCGACAGCGAGCCGCGGGCAUGCCUCGACACAGUAGCUCUUCCGCGAAGCGUCCUUGCACCGCUUCCACUUGCUGCGCUCGAGAGCAGCCGCAACGCGAGCGGGCAGGACCGGGGCGGUGCCGGCGUAGGUGCAGGAGUGGCGAGCGCGCCAAAGUCGUCGGCGGCGCCUGCGCUGCCGGCGUCGCCGUCGGCAGCGUUUCCAGGCGUAGCGCGGGCGCUGGCGCGGCGGGCAGCACGGCGGCAGCUGGCACCAUCACCAACAAACCGGUCGCGGGCGCCGAGGCUGACGUCGUCGACCGCGGCCAAGGUGGCCGUGGCGCGAGCGGGCGCACAGGUCUCGGCGCAGGUUGCUUCGCGGGUGGUCACUCGCGCGUGGGCCCGCUGGCGGGCGGCUGCGCAGGCUAGGGCGACGCGGAGCCAAGCCGCAGCCCGAAUCCAGGCUGUGUGGCGGGGAUGGAAGACGUAUCGCGAGACUGCUCCGCUGCUGGAGGAGGUCGCGGGCCGGCGGAGGGCGUGGCGGGCCAAACUGUCGCUCGGCGAGCGACUCUACGGCACGCUCGCCUGGCAGCACACUGGGCGGGCGCCUAUGAGCUCGCGAAGCAGUACUAUGCAUGGCGGCUGA